Molecule: messenger RNA, 1023 nt
Organism: Sorex fumeus (smoky shrew)
Lineage: Eukaryota; Metazoa; Chordata; Mammalia; Eulipotyphla; Soricidae
Gene: CUNH4orf17
Product: chromosome unknown C4orf17 homolog
Exons: 8
Coding region: 1-1023 (340 amino acids)
Source: RefSeq, a predicted model, not a curated record
AUGACCGCCCCCCAAAAGCACCAGCCGCAGGAGCUGGCGUCCGAGCAGAUCGAGGCCCGGGGCAACCACAGGAAGGCCACGAACAUGGGCAUCUUCCCGGUCAGGCACACGCCUCACCCGCGAAGGGUCUGCCACAUCAAAGGUCUGAACAACAUCCCCAUCUGUGCUGUGAAUGACGACGUGUACAGGACCUGGAGCUACAGGCAGCUCUGUGACCUAGAGGAAGACGAGAACCCACCUGCCAAGCUCAGCGCGCCAAGCCCCGUGGCCCCGCCAAGCCCUGGCAGGGGGUCAUCCCCAGCCCCAGAUGGCCCGAGGGUGCCCCCACGGCCCCAUUCCGCUCCCUGUAAAAAAGUCCAGGAGUGCUUCAGAACUUGCGCUGAGAAUCCCUCGGUAAAGAAAAAGGAGGAAAGUAAGGUCCAACAUAGUCUGUCGCCUCCCAAGGCAAGCUCCACCGCUGGGUCCUGCUCUUCAGAAGUGCUGAGCACCAAGGCAGCCGCCAGACAGAACACUUUCUGCAUACCCAACUAUCUGGAUCAGGAAAUCAAAAUCCUGGCAAAGCUCUGUGGCAUUUUACACACAGAUUCUCUGGCAGAUGUCAUACAGUGGCUGCUUCAUGCAAGUCCGAAAGAGAAAGAGUGGAUCUCGGCUCUGAUCCACGCUGAGCUGUCCGAGAUAAAUUUGCUGACUCAUCUCCGAAGAAAUGCCUCAGCUGGCAGAGCGGCACAGAACGGGAUACCACCCACAGCUAAGGCACCCCCAAAUUCACUGGCAAAAGCAUCAACUUGUGAAUCUGAAGAGGAUAAGGAAGCAUCAAAAGAGGCUGGGCACAAGACUCCAUUGUUUAUAAGAAGAAAUAAUGUAAAAAUUCCAGUUAUAGAAUAUUUCAGCAAACCAGUGUCUCUUCUCAGGCCUAAAACUCAAGAGAGCACAUCAGGAAAAUCAGCAGCAUCAAGGAAUACACAGCAAGGACAAAAUCUUUCUCCUCAAAGAGCAUUUAAUUCUGUAACAUACCAAAGGUAG